This is a messenger RNA of Microsporum canis CBS 113480, 1642 nucleotides long. RefSeq names its product carboxypeptidase 2. Gene Ontology annotation, biological process: proteolysis. NCBI's taxonomy places the organism in Eukaryota, Fungi, Ascomycota, Eurotiomycetes, Onygenales, Arthrodermataceae. The record is from RefSeq and is a predicted model, not a curated record. Gene Ontology annotation, molecular function: metallocarboxypeptidase activity; zinc ion binding. The transcript has 4 exons. The coding region runs from base 23 to 1642 and encodes 539 amino acids.
AAGAAGUAAUACCAUUGACACGAUGGUGGCCUAUAGCAUCCUGACUCUCAUCUCUCUGGGACUUGGAUCUCACUGUGCGAGUGCCCUUCAGUAUGGCUACAACCAGGUUCCUGUGCACAAGGACUCUGAUGUAGUGGCUGGUGCAUUUCCUCCCAUAAACGGGACUCAUCUGCAGUCUCCAGCCUUCACCACUCCUGGCACUGUUCCCAGAGACUUUUCAGAUGGCAAGGCUGGGCCAACCAGAGAUGAGAUCAUGGAUAACUUCUUGCGCCGCCUGGCAAGGUCAAAUGGCUGGAUGGCCUACCAUGAAGCUGACUUCAUGUCUGAAGAGGGUCGUAAAUUCCCCUACUUGUACCUGUCCGGGACCAAUUCCUCCCUCGAAAACCCAGGGAGUGGCAAGAAGUUGCGAGUCUGGCUCCAGGGAGGUGUUCACGGGAACGAACCCGCAGGCGACCAGUCCAUGCUGGCUCUCCUCGGAGAGAUGGCCCAAAACCAACAGUGGACUGCCAAAGUCCUCGAGAAGAUGGAUAUCUUGGUCUUGCCUCGCUAUAACCCUGACGGCGUCUUCUACUUCCAACGCUACCUGGCCACCAACUUUGACCCGAACCGCGACCAUGUCAAGCUUGCCCGACAGCAAACCAGAGAUAUCAAGCAGCUUUUCACCAAGUUCAACCCGCAUAUCGCGACAGAUAUGCAUGAGUUCUCUGCUGGCAGGGCAUUCGGCCCAAAGAAGGAUGUCAUCUACGCUGCCGACGCCUUGUUCAGUGCAGCAAAGAACCUAAACAUCGACGAAGGCAUCCGCCAGUUGUCGGAGAAACUCUUUGCGAAACGUAUGGGCAAGGAUAUCGAGGCCGCUGGUUUACGCUGGGAUCCAUACAUCACCCAAGGAGACUCAACCAACUCAAAGCUACUCCUUCUAGAGGCAGGCACUGAUGCUAAAAUUGGACGAAACGCUAUGGGCUUGACGCAAUGUGUUGCCUUCCUUUGCGAAACCAGGGGCAUAGGUAUCGCUGACCAACAUUUCGAGCGUCGAACUCUGAGUGGAUUGGUCAUGGCCAAGAGCAUCAUCCAGACCGCUGUCGAUAAUUUUGAUGAGGUCUAUAAUACCAUUGAGAGGGGUAUCGACCGCUUCACUCAUAGCAAAGGUAGUAUCGUGCUCACUGACAAAUCUCCCAUAUCCGCAAGGACCUUCGGCAUGCUCAAUUCUACUGAUGGCAAGUUAAUCGACUAUCCUAUAGACUUUGCUUCGACUACUCCUGCCACCCCGGUCUUGACUCGCAGUCGCCCACGGGCAUACCUGAUCCCCCAGUCAUGGACGGACGUUGUCAAACGCCUAGAGGUACUUGGACUCAAGGCUGAAAAGCUACCGUACAGCUACACCGGACGCGUAGAGGCCUUGAAUGUUACAUCUGUUGCCUUUGACAAGGAAUACUACGAAGGUGUGGUCACAGCCACUGUGGAAACAAAGCUGGUCGAACAGAACAUGAGACUGCCUGCAGGUACCUAUCUGCUGAGCACGACCCAGAAAAACGCUGCUCUCGCAUUCGUUGCAUUGGAGCCCGAAUACAUGGAUUCUUUUGCAUCGUUUGGUAUCAUACCAGUCAGCAAGGGUGACCAGUACCCGAUUUUCAGGCUUAAAUGA